CACAGGUUUCGCAGAACGAUCGCGCGCAUCGAAUUGAGCCUGUGUUUUUUUUAACUCAGUUUACCCUACAUUUACCUUGCAACAUCACAAUGCCUAAGUCAAAGGAAGUGUUGUCUUCUUCUUCAGACAGCGACUCUGACAGUGAAGUUGACACAAAGGCCAAGAGAAAGAAGCAGGCAACACCAGAGAAGCCGUCAAAGAAACAAAAAAGUGGAGAAACUUCAAAAGUGUCAUCAGCCUCGAAAAGCAGCAGCAGUGAAAAAGAUAACAUGUUCCAGAUAGGAAAGAUGAGGUAUGUGAGUGUUCGGGAUUUCAAGGGAAAAGUGCUGAUUGAUAUCCGGGAGUACUGGAUGGACCAGGAAGGUGAAAUGAAACCAGGCAGGAAAGGUAUUUCCCUGAACCCAGAGCAGUGGAACCAACUGAAAGAGCAGAUAAGUGAGAUUGACGACGCCGUGAAGAAAAUCUAAGACCUGCCUGCAGUUCACUGUCAACAUGGAUGCUUUUUUAAACCGAUUUUCACUCUACAGUUCUGUAUCUGCUGCCCUCCAAAGCCCAAACACAGUAUCUAAACCUUCCUGAAUCCGUCAAGGGACAGGUCAUAGUCUAGAGACCUGAUUUUAGUUAUGAAUUUGAAGUAACACUUAAUGUGUAAUUACUAUGUUUUUGCCCUUUGUAGAGUGACAUGUUUCACAAGGAAAGUGUGGGGACCAGGACACUUUGUAUGUAUAUUUUAGAUUAGGUGUUUUUGAAGUAGUAGUUCAUUGUAUUUUUCUUUCUUUCUUUGAGUAUCGUGGCUGGGGUUUUCAAAGGGUUUUGCUAGAGAGAUAGGGUGUUAAUUUGUGCCCUUCAUUUUCAAUAAAGAUGAGGAAAAUUC
Rhinichthys klamathensis goyatoka is the source of this 874-nucleotide messenger RNA. RefSeq names its product SUB1 regulator of transcription a (gene sub1a). Lineage: Eukaryota; Metazoa; Chordata; Actinopteri; Cypriniformes; Leuciscidae. Gene Ontology annotation, molecular function: transcription coactivator activity; DNA binding. Gene Ontology annotation, biological process: positive regulation of transcription initiation by RNA polymerase II. Bases 90 to 467 code for a protein of 125 amino acids. The record is from RefSeq and is a predicted model, not a curated record. Gene Ontology annotation, cellular component: transcription regulator complex; nucleus. The transcript is spliced from 5 exons.